CUGUAUUCUUCUCUUUCCCGGUUAAGACAAUAAAUCAAACAAAAUUAUUACAUUAAAGAUUGCAUUUUGAGGAUUACAAAACGAGUGGUCGUCCUCUGUUCCUGCUUCCCCCCUUCCUUCUCUAUCCUCCAAAGUCCUCGCCUUUCCCUCUCCUCUCGCCCUAUCUCCACCGUCUCACCUCUCGAUUCUUCCCCGUUCGCAAUUCCGCUUCUGGGUUUCUCGCUCCUCCCCUGAACUCCCCAGAAAGUUUGCUCCUUUACUUAAACAUUUCCUCUGUUUUCUUCAUUUGCUCUGUUUUCGCCCACUUCCAUGAACCUUGAAACAGAUAGAAAUGACGCCACUUUCCUCUGAGCUCGUCGGUUUCACCAUCCCUUUCUACUCCAAAACAUAUAAACACUACAAUCGAAGCUUCUUAACCUGCUCUAACGUCAAUGUCAAACCUUUCUCAACCAAUCUUCAAGUUCAAGCCUCCACAACAAACCAUUCACAGUCUCUCGGAUUCAGAGACACACAGAUGCUCAAAAUCUUCCACCGCGCGUGCCGUGCGGGUAACUACAUCGAAGCUCUCCACCUCCUCGAGAGCAUGGUCCCUAAAGGCUACAGCCCCGACGUGAUCCUCUGCACCAAGCUCAUCAAAGGCCUUUUCAACCUCCGCAACGUCCCCAAAGCCGUCAGGGUCAUGGAGAUCCUCGAGAAGUUCGGGCAGCCUGACGUCUUCGCCUACAACGCCUUGAUCAACGGGUUUUGCAAGAUGAACCGUAUCGAUGAUUCGACGAAAGUUCUCGAUAGGAUGAGGAGCAAAGGCUUUUCUCCUGAUACUGUGACUUACAACAUAAUGAUUGGUAGCUUGUGUAGUAGAGGGAAGCUUGAUCUCGCCUUAAAGGUGUUUGAUCAGUUGGUGAAUGAUAAUUGUCAGCCUACUGUGAUUACUUACACGAUUUUGAUCGAAGCGACGAUGCUUGAAGGCGGCGUGGACGAGGCCUUGAAGCUGUUGGAUGAGAUGUUGUCUAGAGGGUUGAAGCCUGAUAUGUUUACUUACAAUACGAUCAUCAGAGGAAUGUGUAAAGAAGGGAUGGUGGAGCGCGCUUUCGAGAUGAUUAGGAGCUUGGAAGUGAAGGGAUGUGAGCCUGAUGUGAUCUCUUACAACAUCUUGCUUCGCGCGCUUUUGAACCAAGGGAAGUGGGAGGAAGGGGAGAGGCUCAUGAGCAAGAUGUUCUCCGAGGAAUGCGAGCCGAACGUUGUGACUUACAGCAUUCUGAUUACUACUUUAUGCCGCGAUGGGAAGAUCGAUGAGGCGCUGAAUCUCCAGCUUAUGAAGGAGAAGGGGUUGACGCCGGAUGCUUACAGUUAUGAUCCUUUGAUCGCGGCGUUUUGUAGAGAAGGCAGGUUAGAUUUAGCCAUCAAGUUCUUGGAGACUAUGAUCUCAGACGGGUGUUUGCCCGACGUGGUGAACUACAACACCGUGCUGGCUACGUUGUGCAAGAAUGGGAAAGCGGAUCAAGCGCUGGAGAUCUUCGGGAAGCUAGGCGAAGUCGGCUGUUCGCCGAACUCCAGCUCCUACAACACAAUGUUCAGCGCGCUGUGGAGCAGCGGAGAUAAGAUCAGGGCGUUACAAAUGAUAUCAGAGAUGCUGAACCACGGGGUAGACCCCGAUGAGAUCACUUAUAACUCGAUGAUCUCGUGUCUAUGCAGAGAAGGGAUGGUUGACGAGGCUUUCGAGUUGUUGGUUGAUAUGAGAAGCUGUGAGUUUCAUCCGUCGGUUGUGACAUACAACAUUGUUCUGUUGGGAUACUGUAAAGCUCAUAGGAUCGAAGACGCCAUAGGUGUUCUUGAUACAAUGGUGGAGAAUGGGUGUAAGCCUAAUGAGACUACUUAUACAAUGCUUAUUGAAGGGAUUGGAUUUGCUGGAUAUAGAGCUGAGGCUAUGGAGUUAGCUAAUGAUCUGGUUCGGAUCGACGCGAUUUCUGAGUUUUCGUUCAAGAGAUUGCAUAGGACUUUCCCUUUGCUUAAUGUUUUACAGAGAUCUUCUCAGACAUUUGGUCAUUAGGAUAAACAACACAUUAUGUUAUUGAUUUUAAUGUUCAGAUGAAUCAGAAACAGACAAUAAACUA
Molecule: messenger RNA, 2111 nt
Organism: Brassica napus (rape)
Lineage: Eukaryota; Viridiplantae; Streptophyta; Magnoliopsida; Brassicales; Brassicaceae
Product: pentatricopeptide repeat-containing protein At3g04760, chloroplastic
Molecular function (GO): protein binding
Source: RefSeq, a predicted model, not a curated record